AGAGCAGGCUUUUAGUUGCUGAUCCAUAAUUGCAUGCUCUCACACUGCCCACCUAAAAAAAUCUCCUCGCGUGCUGCUUUAUUUGCAUGGCUUUGCAUGGAGUCCAAAACUCUCGUGGGCCACAUUUAUAUCCCGCCUUUUUUGUAUUCCUUAUUAUCUGUAAUUGCAAAUGACACGAACAUCCGACACUUUUAUUUUAUUUUAUUUUAUUUUAUUUUCCUCAAUGGUUAUUACUGUUUGCAUUCGGAUCAUUUGAUUCGAAUUGUUUACCGUUUGAAGGGGGAGAAAAAAGAAAAAACCGCCACAACCACCACGAUGUGUUUCGUAGGGGUUAUGUUUGUUUUGAUUAUAUUCUCUACCCAUUAAUGAUUCCUUUCUAUGCGCAUACAACUCUACUUGCCCAUCGCGUCUUCGCCUCCCUGCUUUCUCUCCCAUAUGCAUACUUGCAUACUCACAUUUAAAUGCACAUUGCAUACAACAAAUACAAUCGAG
Messenger RNA from Lobosporangium transversale, 492 nucleotides. RefSeq lists its product as hypothetical. The transcript has a single exon. The record is from RefSeq and is a predicted model, not a curated record. NCBI's taxonomy places the organism in Eukaryota, Fungi, Mortierellomycota, Mortierellomycetes, Mortierellales, Mortierellaceae. Bases 34 to 366 code for a protein of 110 amino acids.